UCGCAUUUACGUUAUCUGGGAAUUGUGCUUCUGUCAAAAGUGUGUUUAUGCUAAAAAAAGUGUUCGGGUCGCGUUCUUUUACCAACAAUUGGAGCGAAAACUUUUGCACGGCAAUUACACUUUAUUAUAGGCUUCUAAACUGCAUUAAAGAUAGUACAAGAUGAAGUUGGUCAGAUUCCUAAUGAAACUCAGCCACGAAACGGUAACCAUUGAGCUGAAGAAUGGCACACAGGUUCACGGUACGAUUACUGGUGUGGAUGUAGCGAUGAACACGCAUUUAAAAGCGGUGAAAAUGACCAUAAAGAAUCGAGACCCGGUUACACUCGACUCACUCAGCAUCCGCGGUAACAACAUCCGAUACUACAUUCUGCCAGACAGCUUACCGCUGGAAACGUUGCUAAUCGAUGACGCGCCCAAGACGCGAGCAAAGAAACGUGAAGCGAAUCGUGGAGGGCCGCGUGGUCGUGGCAGAGGUACGCGAGGGGGCCGCGGUGGACCACGGGGCGGUCGUGGCGGUGGACGCGGACGCGGAAGACGCUAGAUGCGAUCGCUGGACAGGUCGCAACCAUCCUCAAACAUUAGCCAUAAGAGACAAGUUCAUUACAUAUAAAUAUUUGAGUCAUUUCGAGCGGAUACUACACAAACGAAAUAAAGUUGUGAAAAGUGGUAAGCUUGCUUACAGAUGAACA
This is a messenger RNA of Anopheles funestus (African malaria mosquito), 689 nucleotides long. It is a transcript of the gene SmD1, whose product is annotated as probable small nuclear ribonucleoprotein Sm D1. Gene Ontology annotation, cellular component: U4 snRNP; commitment complex; spliceosomal tri-snRNP complex. Lineage: Eukaryota; Metazoa; Arthropoda; Insecta; Diptera; Culicidae. Bases 161 to 541 code for a protein of 126 amino acids. Gene Ontology annotation, molecular function: RNA binding. The record is from RefSeq and is a predicted model, not a curated record. The transcript is spliced from 2 exons. Gene Ontology annotation, biological process: spliceosomal snRNP assembly; RNA processing.